AUGUGCGACGUGACGUUCAUCGCGCGGAGCUCAGACGGUUUGCUGCUGGCGGAGGCCUGGUCCCCCCACUUCAGCAGCAGCAGCAGCAGCAGCAACCUGCAGCAGCCGCAGGAGCAGCAGCAGCUGAAGCAGCAGGUAAAGCAAGUGCUGCAGCGGCUGCAGGGCGACUCUAUCAACGGAGCUAUUGAGGCUGGCAACCUCCGCUUCUACUACAAGUUACGUCGGGGGAUAACAUAUUUAACAGUGUGCGCUGCAUCAUAUCCGCGUCGUCUGGCCGUUUGUUUUCUCGACGAUGUCUGCACCCUCUUUGAAGACGAAUUAAGUGUCUCCUUUGGGUCGCGCGGGGCUGUCGACGCAUUUUCAAUGGUGGAGACAAUCGAAGCUCCUUAUCACUUUCUCAAGUUCGAAAGAGUUAUACAAAAAAAGAGACAGGAGUAUGGUGACCCUGUCUCCUCUCGCUCUUUAGCGCGGUUAAAUGAGUCUCUUGCUGAAGUAUCGGACAUAAUGAAGCAAAACAUAGAAGAAAUAUUGCAAAGAGGCGAAAACCUCUCAGACGUGGGGAAGAAGGCAACGGACCUCAAAUACGCCAGCGAGAAGGCAAGAGCUAAACCCUAA
Messenger RNA from Eimeria acervulina, 615 nucleotides. Its product is annotated as vesicle trafficking protein, putative. The transcript is spliced from 4 exons. Gene Ontology annotation, molecular function: SNAP receptor activity. Gene Ontology annotation, biological process: vesicle fusion with Golgi apparatus; endoplasmic reticulum to Golgi vesicle-mediated transport; retrograde vesicle-mediated transport, Golgi to endoplasmic reticulum. Gene Ontology annotation, cellular component: endoplasmic reticulum membrane; SNARE complex; Golgi membrane. NCBI's taxonomy places the organism in Eukaryota, Apicomplexa, Conoidasida, Eucoccidiorida, Eimeriidae. The record is from RefSeq and is a predicted model, not a curated record. The coding region runs from base 1 to 615 and encodes 204 amino acids.